ACCUCCCAAAGCUGACAAUCGACCACAGUUCUCAAUUUCUUGCUGUGUCCAAUCACGUCGGAAACGUCCGCAGUUUCGAAUGCAUGCGGGAUCUGCGUCGAUUUUCCCUUCACGAAUUACAUCCCAAAUUUGUAUCGAUUCUCUCUCAAUUCUCAGCUCCCCCGAUCUACCUUGAACUCCAUGCAUCUCCUCAUUCACCGCAGAGAUUGAAUCUAUCAGACCUACAGGUGCCAUCCCUGGCAAGCACACUUGUCGAGAUGCAUGUAUCCCUUGCCAGGGUCACAAGUCUCCAAGACACCAUAUUCCCUUCUCUGAAGGUCCUCAAUCCGUCUCUCGUUAGUUCUUUCACCAUAUUGACGUCAGAGCUAAUGAACGCUUUCCCAAACCUCGACGUCUUGACCAUUCGACGCGACACAUCACCUACGCGUUCUGGGAUAGUUUUAUUGAGGACGCAAAACCAGCGGAGCACGCCCUCCUUACCGCGGACAAUGUUACACUUUACUGCGCUGACGGACCUACUCUCUACCAACUGGCCUUGAACGGUCAUAUACCACUGCUGGAGCUGGAUCGCUGGGCGAUCGAUAUGACCGACCUUUGCAUAGAAGCUGCCCGGGAUUGCUGUCCGAUCGCUAUGAAGUUCUCUUCGCCUUGCACCCGCUCAUGGAACGUCGAGGACCUUGUUCCCCGAAUGGAAAGCGUGUCACAUGUUCACGUACAGGUUCAUCUUUCACAUCUCCAUCAUAUCCGCUGAGUGACCAAAGUACUGGAAGACAGAAUCCUCUCGGCUAUUGAGAAAUUCAACGAUUCGCAUAUAAUCUACCUGGAGUUAGAUCUACAAGGUCACGGUGACCCAAUCGGAUGAAACGCGCAGUUGAGAGCUUGAAUACGGAAAGCAUGGCCCUUCGGGUGACGGAGGAGAUGCCAAACAUGAAAUAUGUUCUAUUCGUUAUCAACCCGAGCACCUCAUAUCUAUGGGGGAUCACAAGAGAGAAGGAUGGCCAACUCGGGAGAUUCUGCUGCGUAGAUUAGAUGAAACCAAGGAUAGGUUUAACUUAUUCAAAGCCCAUGAUUAAGAAUUGGGCAAAACCCGCGGUUUCCGAAUCUUCCCGCGUAACUUGCAUGAAUUCCUGAAUGCCAACUUGACUAUCAUACACUAAGUGUCAACCGUUUGGACCAAAUGAAAAAUAUCAAACCUCGAUACAAUG
Molecule: messenger RNA, 1205 nt
Organism: Somion occarium
Lineage: Eukaryota; Fungi; Basidiomycota; Agaricomycetes; Polyporales; Cerrenaceae
Source: the annotation of a GenBank genome assembly